This is a messenger RNA of Ylistrum balloti, 1038 nucleotides long. RefSeq lists its product as uncharacterized. Gene Ontology annotation, cellular component: ubiquitin ligase complex; Golgi apparatus; cytosol. Lineage: Eukaryota; Metazoa; Mollusca; Bivalvia; Pectinida; Pectinidae. Gene Ontology annotation, molecular function: zinc ion binding; ubiquitin conjugating enzyme binding; ubiquitin protein ligase activity. Gene Ontology annotation, biological process: protein polyubiquitination; negative regulation of protein phosphorylation; regulation of cellular response to oxidative stress. The record is from RefSeq and is a predicted model, not a curated record. The coding region runs from base 1 to 1038 and encodes 345 amino acids. The transcript has 5 exons.
AUGGACAUUGAGGCUUGGAUGAUAAGGAAGUUAUUUCGUAUGAAUGAGGGAUCCCAAGACCAGGAUUGUACUUCACAAGGCGCAAGUUUCAGGGAAAAGAAUGACAUCAUAUUUACAUAUCGAAGAGUUUCAAGUAGAUCCAGUGCUACAGUAAUGUUAGAGGAACGACCAAACACAGUUCACGAGGUUAAGAUGGCUGUCGCCAAAUCCCUUGGGGAAUGCACCGACAACAUAGACGUCAUCGACAAAGCAACGAUAUUGGAAACCGAACUCUCUGAUUCAGUAACCGAUGAUAUCGUGGAAGUAAUGAUCCACAGGGAGUCCCGACGUGUUCCGAAGGAGAAGAGAACGCGCAAGGAAGAUAUGUUCGAAGGUGACAUGGCGGACGGGGACCGUAUCGAAAUGUCUUGUGGCCAUGCAGCAACCCCGGAGAACAUCUACAGAUACUGCUUGACCAAACUCAACAGUAACGAUCUUGGGUUUAAAUGUAUGGAAUGCAGUACCAUAUGGGACUUUGCAGAAAUCGCUUGUAAAGCUGAUAUGUCCGAAGAUGAAUCUGUGUUUUUCACCAGGAAAAUGUCCGACGUCUUCAUCGCCGAAUCUAAUGAUAUUCGUGAAUGUCCACAGUGUAGAAGCUUUUGUACGAGAAUCGAUACCAAUAACAAGUAUGUGGCGUGUCAGGUAUGUAAGGAAAAUGGCAGGACAUCGUACAGCUUUUGUUGGGAGUGUUAUAGACCUGGGGUGCAUCCUCAUAAUUGUCAACACAAGCAUACCCAGGACGUGUUAGAUAACUGUCAACGGGUAACAAUGCAAUAUAGCGAUAUACGGGGUGUACCCCAAGUUCGAGCCUGUCCGAAAUGUGAACUAUUUAUAGAACACGAGAGUGGAUGUAAGACCAUGACGUGUACAAAAUGUCAUCAUGUUUUCUGCUUCAGCUGUCUGAAGUCUGCAGUUAACGGACACCUUAUUUGUGGACAGUAUGAUUCCAUCUGCACAGUAGCACCUGUUCAGAAAAUUGGCGCAAAAAGAAACAAAUAA